Brassicogethes aeneus is the source of this 2139-nucleotide messenger RNA. The record is from the annotation of a GenBank genome assembly. Lineage: Eukaryota; Metazoa; Arthropoda; Insecta; Coleoptera; Nitidulidae.
AUGAGGAUGGACUUUCAGAGUGCUAUGGAAACCUUUGCCGAAGCAUGGGUUGCUGCCAACACCAAAGGUGCACCACUAUCAGACAUCACCACCCAGAACCAGGCGCUUGCAUUGACCAGAAGUUGCAAGACACCGCCACCCCCAUUAUCAGCCACGGGACGUUCCAGCAGGGAAUCGGCCGAAAGAGUGGCCACCCCCGCCCAUCCGCACUCCUCCACUCCUGUGGAGACCACGGCAUCUCCGCCUUCCAUCAAAGAAGACUUUGAAAACUCCAAAUCGACAGGUAAAUCGAUUCCAGUGCAUUGUAUCGUGGAAGCGAUCUGCACGUUGGACGAGACGCGCACAUUAAAUCACGGAGUUUGGAGGCGAAGACCUCAAAUCGAGACCGACAGUUACGUGAUCAUACCGAUCGGCACACCGUUUCAUAAUUUGGUGCAGGUCGCACUCCUGCGACUUGGCUAUCCAGGGGAGAGCGCUGCUGCGGCUAAAGGAGCUAUUGUUAUUAAAAAUUGGAAGGCUUUGAGUUUCGAUCAAAUAUCCGAUGAUCCUCUGAUUACCGUGGGAGAUAUUUUGGGAGAACUGUCCACGGUGGCCACUCUGAGGAUCCAGGUGUUUAGGGGAAGGCCCGGAACGUUGUCGGACAUCAAGGACAAGCUGUUGAGAUUUUUGUUGGUGCAAAGCCAUGGGUUGCUGUUAUCCUCUGGAUGCCCUUUGGAUGAGAGCAUGGUAUCGCAAAUAUGCCGCAACAAUUCUAACCCAUCUGGUUCCAUACCAGAAAUAUCCGAGGAAAACCGAAGGAAAUUCGAUCAAUGGUGGUCCAGCCAACAAUUCAGCCCUCAGUCCCCCGUAGCCCGAUCCCAAUUCGUACCCACCUAUCCCAGCCAGUAUUCUGUCCCACCUACCGUGCCCGCUCCUUUGGACCGCUCCCUGGAAGCCGGCCACCCGGCCAUGCAAACCGUGCACAGCCAGUUUCCAACGCAGAAAACUCGAAUGAGAACGAGCUUCGAUCCGGAACUGGAACUUCCGAAGCUCCAGAGAUGGUUCACCGAGAAUCAGCAUCCCAGCAGACAGCAAAUACAGCAGUACGUGAAAGAAUUGAACAGUCUCGAAUCUCGCAGAGGUCGCAAACCGUUGGACGUCAACAACGUCGUCUACUGGUUCAAAAACGCCCGUGCUGCACAAAAACGCGCCGAAAUCAGAAACACGCCGAAUCUACCCUGUCACAUGUCGGUGAAUGGUUACAACAACCAUAGUCCGACCAACGGUACGGGAUUUUUGCUGUCCGAUGGUUACUUGAACUCCGAGCGGUUGACCGAUCAUAGAAUCAAGAAUUUUUCCAAGCGAGGCCCCCACAACUCGCACACUUCCGAUGAGUUUUCGAACGCCGGUUCCGAUUUGGAUGACGAAGAGAUGGCCGACGGUCAACCUUCGAGUCCGUCUCUGCCGUUAUCUCUGACCACGAAAAGGGAGUCCAGGGAAAAUAGCCCACCACCUCCGCCAGACAUACAAGUUGAGCAGUGCAAAGAAGAGCCCAAAGAGGAUCAGCCGAUCAAUUAUUCCCCGGGCGGCGAUCACAUGAACAACAACAAACUGUCGCCGCAAUCCGACAUCGAGGACGACAUCGAGGCCGAAACGGAGUCGAAAAGUCACUCAUUAUCGCAGCGCUUCUGCAAUUCUCCGGAAGAAACGCAGCUGAUCCCGCGCGACGGUUUGGAGCGCAUCGCGGCCGGCUUCCCCAUCGUGCCCAACUCGAUGUUCAGCCACAGCAUCAUGUACAUGAGCCACUACAUCCCGGGACUGUCGCAUUCGGCCACCUCGCCGCCCGGAUCCAGCGCCUUGGGCAUGUCCGGCUUGACCGCCGACGAGCGCAGGAAGCGGAACCGCACUUUCAUCGACCCGGUGACGGAGGUGCCCCGCUUGGAGCAGUGGUUCUCUCUGAACACGCACCCCUCGCACAACUUGAUACUGAAGUACACCGAGGAGCUGAACUGCAUGGCCUACAGGCAGAAGUUUCCCAGAUUGGAGCCGAAAAACGUGCAGUUCUGGUUCAAGAACCGCAGGGCCAAGUGCAAGAGGUUGAAAAUGUCGCUGUUCGACGGCCAGGCGGCCGGGCAGUACCACCACGCCGAGCGCGAUUAA